Misgurnus anguillicaudatus (oriental weatherfish) is the source of this 2747-nucleotide messenger RNA. The record is from RefSeq and is a predicted model, not a curated record. NCBI's taxonomy places the organism in Eukaryota, Metazoa, Chordata, Actinopteri, Cypriniformes, Cobitidae.
ACACUCUAAAAAACGUUGGGUUGUUUUUUCAACCCAACUGCUGGGUUGAGCCAGUUGGGUUAUUUUGUUGGGUUGUUUUAUCAGUGUUGGGUAGUUUUUGUGUAACCCAACUUGUUGGGUUAUAUGUUGGGUAAUUUUGAAGCAGAGCCAACUUAAUAGAUACAUAUAGCUGUUUCUCAAUAUUACUUUGUCUAGUCCACAAAAUGUAUUUUAAACAUAAGUUCAGGUGAGAAUAUAUAUGUAUAAUGUUCAAAUUUGCAGUCGGUUUGUAAAGUGAACGCCAAUUUUAAAGUUUAAUUUCAAGAAGUCGGAAUGUUACCGGCCACCGUUUCCGGCCACCGGGUGUCAGUGUUGUUCUUCUCCAGAGAGAAAUCCUCCCUUCCCCCACACAGACGGUCAGCUGAACUGCUUCUCACUGCACGUUACCUGACGCGGGAGUUAUUACCUCAAGAUUCAUGAACGGUUUUUCAUCGACUUAUCUUUGAUUUAUUUUAAGGAAAAGACCCUGAUGAAAAAAAGAUGGAUAUUUUUUCCUGGAGAAGCUAAAACAAUGUCACUUUGAGGUUCUGAUACCAGCUUUUACAAAGUUAUUUACAGAGAUCACAAGACUUCUCUGUGUUAUUUCCUGACCAUGCCGAAACUUGGCCACUGCAUUUUACAGACAAUCCUGCAACUUCCCAGCCAAGAACCAGGAGCAUCAACAAAUCACCUCCAGAACCCCAUGAUGAUAUUCCAACUCCUGUCUACAAAAGUGGGAAGAAAAUCUUAAGUCUAUCCACACCCACAAGUAAAGUGAUUGAGACCUUCAGUGAAGCUCCUCCUACAACAAUCCACCAAUAAAUGCUGGAGUCAAACACACAGAGAAACCACUCCAUGUGUGACAACUGAAAGAGGAGCUUGAGAAGAUGACAGAUCCACAACCAUGCAGAAUUAAGAAUGAAGAUACUGAGGAACAAAAAGACAUGAUGGAAGUGAAAGAGGAGAGUCAAGCUGAAGUGGAUGAGAAACAUCAGAUUGUAAAAAUAAACCAUAAUGUUUCACAGAAAGAAACUCUGAAGAAAGAAGACAUAAAGUGUGAAAAUAGUUUCAGUGAAGAUGAACGCCCUGCAGAUCACAAGAGGACUCACAGUGAGAAGAAACCUUUCACAUGUCAACAGUGUGGAAAGAGUUUUACCUUUAAAUCGAAACUUAGCCAGCACAUGAAAACUCACAGGGGGGAAAAGUCACACGCAUGCCAGCAUUGUGACAAGAGGUUCCCAGAUACAACUCAUCUUAAGAUACACGUAAGAGUUCACACUGGAGAGAAAGCUUACACGUGUCAUCUGUGUGGAAAGCGUUUCAGAGAUAAAAGUGGACUUGAGAUUCACAUGAGGAUUCACACUGGAGAGAAACUGUUCACAUGUCAUGAGUGUAAAAAAAGUUUUAACAUUAAAAGCAACUUUACAAGACACAUGAAAAUUCACAUGGAAGAGAAACCUCACACAUGUAUUUUGUGUGGAAAGAGUUUCAUAGAUAAAAGUGGACUUGAGACUCACACAAGAAUCCACACUGGAGAGAAACCGUUUACAUGCCAUGAGUGUAAAAAAAGUUUCAGAUGUAAAAACAACCUUACAACACACAUGAAAAUUCACAUAAAAGAGAAACCUCACGCUUGUCCUCAGUGUGGAAAAAGUUUCAGAGAUAAAAGUGGACUUGAGAUUCACAUGAAAAGUCACACUGGAGAGAAACCGUUCACAUGUCAUGAGUGUAAAAAAAGUUUUAACUUUAAAAGCAACCUUACAAAACACAUAAAGAUUCACACUGGAGAGAAACCUUACACAUGUCUUCAGUGUGGAAAGAGUUUCAGUAAUAAAAGUGGACUUGAGAUUCACAUGAGAUAUCAUACUGGAGAGAAACCUUAUAUAUGCUCACAGUGUGAAAAGAGUUUUACAAAUGAAGGGACUCUUAAGACACACACAAAAAUUCACACUGGAGAGAAACCGUUCACAUGUCAUGAGUGUAAAAAAAGUUUUAACAUUAAAAGCAACCUUACAAAACACAUGAAGAUUCACACUGGAGAGAAACCUCACGCAUGUCUUCAGUGUGGAAAGAGUUUCAGAGAUAAACGUGGACUUGAGACUCACAUGAGAAGUCACACUGGAGAGAAACCUUACAUAUGUCUUCAGUGUGAAAAGAGUUUUACAAGUGAAGACACUCUUAAGACACACACAAGAAUCCACACUGAAGGAAAAUCGUUUACAUGUCAUGAGUGUAAAAAAAGUUUCAGAUUUAAGCACAACCUUACAGCACACAUGAAAAUUCACACUGGAGAGAAACCUCAUGCAUGUCUUCAGUGUGGAAAGAGUUUCAGUGAUAAACAUGGACUUGAGACUCACACAAGGAUUCACACUGGAGAGAAACCGUUCACAUGUCAUCUGUGUGGAAAGAGUUUCAGAGUUAAAAGCCACCUUACAAAACACAUGAAAAUUCACAUGAAAGAGAAACCUCAGACAAAGACAAAGCCAAUCAUAAAGCAAUGUGAGGCGGGACUCAUUGCAGAAAACGAGAUCUGUUAACCAUUUGUGUACCAUAGACUGCAUUACCUUUACAUAACACGGUGGUAAAAGAUUUGAAUCUCAUUUAAAUGAUUUCUGUGUAAAUAAAUUCUACAAUGACUUUCUUACUUAGUAUUUUUGUCUUGUUUUCAGUAAAAAUAUCUAGAAAUUGUAUAAUUCUUUGUUGAAUUUUAAGAAAAUAAUGCACACCCG